Messenger RNA from Trifolium pratense (red clover), 2244 nucleotides. Its product is annotated as xylan glycosyltransferase MUCI21-like. The record is from RefSeq and is a predicted model, not a curated record. NCBI's taxonomy places the organism in Eukaryota, Viridiplantae, Streptophyta, Magnoliopsida, Fabales, Fabaceae. Gene Ontology annotation, molecular function: glycosyltransferase activity. The transcript has 3 exons. Bases 344 to 1972 code for a protein of 542 amino acids.
GUGAAUAGACUGGACAAAAGCCAUUAACCAGCCAACCAGAUAUGAACGAGUCGAAUAACGUAAACAAAACCACUUCUCUCUGUACGCUGUGUAUUGCUAUCAUAUCAUGUAUGCGUGUCUGUGUAUAUAGCUACAACUACACUACAUACAUAGAAAACCGAGUUCAUUUCACUUUCCCCAAACUUUCAAACCUUCCUUCAUUUCUUUCUUUCCUAAUUCUUUCCUUUCAUUCUCUUUCUCCUCCUCACAAUAAAACCAUCUCAACUAUACUACUAACUUUCUUCCAAAAACCCUCUUUUCCAUCCUUCUAUUUUUCUCUCUCAAAAAGGUGACAACAACAAAAAUGGUUCAUCACCACCGUUACCAUCAAUUCAGAAAACCAACAGACUACAUAAUCAAAGAUGAAGAGUCACUAAAUCAUCUCAUGGAUUGUUCUAGUUCUGUUUAUUGCAAAAGAACAAGACCAAAGUUGUUGUCUUUUCUUUUCCUCAUCACUUUUCUCUCUUGUUGCUAUGUUUUCGCACCUUUUUUCCUUGGACCCUCUUUCUCUUUAUCCCUAUUAUAUUCUUAUGGACCUGAAAAUGAUAGCAACCAAGAUGGUGUUGAUGUAAAAGCUUCUGCAUGUUCUUCUGUUUCAACUGGAACUAUAUGUUGUGAUAGAAGCGGUUACCGUUCUGAUAUAUGUGUGAUGAAAGGUGACAUAAGAACACACUCUUCAUCCUCAUCAAUAUUCCUCUACAACUCAAUAAGCCAUGUCGAUAAUGUUUCACGGACUGAUGAAGCUAGAAAAGGCGAAAAUGAAGCGGAACAAGUGCUCCAACAUGAAAAGAUAAAGCCUUAUACUAGAAAAUGGGAGACAAGUGUAAUGGACACCAUUGAUGAAUUGAACCUUGUUGCAAAGAAAGUGAAUUCAGGUAAUGUGCAAGGUUGUGAUGUGCAACAUGAUGUUCCUGCAGUGUUUUUUUCUAACGGAGGCUACACCGGCAAUGUUUAUCAUGAGUUCAAUGAUGGAAUCAUACCUUUGUACAUCACUUCACAGCAUUUCAACAAGAAGGUUGUGUUUGUGAUACUUGAAUAUCAUAGUUGGUGGAUCACAAAAUACGGUGACAUCCUUUCUCAUUUAUCGGAAUUUCCACCGAUUGAUUUUAGUGAAGACAAUAGGACUCAUUGUUUCUCCGAAGCCAUUGUUGGUCUCAAAAUCCACGAUGAACUAGCUGUGGAUUCUUCAUCGAUGGAAGGUAGCAAAAACAUUGUUGAUUUUAGAAACCUUUUGGACAAAGCUUAUUCGCCUCGGAUUAAAGGACUAAUUAAAGACGAGGAAAGGGAAGCUCAAGAGAAACUGCGCCAACAACGACAAAUCUCCUUAUCUCCAUCAUCAGAACCAGGAUCAAAAGCCUCACAAAGAUUACAUGAAAUUGCACGGACGAAACCAAAAUUGGUUAUUGUCUCUAGAAGCGGUUCAAGAGCUAUAACUAACGAGAAUUUGCUAGUGAAAAUGGCCGAGGAAAUUGGUUUCAAGGUAAAAGUUUUAAAACCUAAACAAACAACAGAAUUGGCAAAGAUUUAUAGAGUACUAAAUGAAAGUGAUGUGAUGAUCGGUGUUCAUGGAGCAGCAAUGACACAUUUCAUGUUCAUGAAACCUCGUUCAGUGUUCAUUCAAGUUGUUCCUCUUGGUACAAAUUGGGCUGCAGAUACUUAUUAUGGCGAACCUGCAAGGAAGCUUGGUUUGAAAUACAUCAGUUACGAAAUUCAUCCAAAAGAAAGCUCAUUAUAUGGUAAAUAUGAUAAAAAUGAUCCUAUUUUGAGAGACCCUGAUAGCAUUACAGAGAAAGGGUGGGAAUAUACAAAGAAGAUUUAUCUUGAUAGCCAAAAUGUUAAAUUGGACCUUAGAAGAUUCAGAAAAAGGUUGCAUAGAGCUUACGAGUACACCGUUCUCAGAUCAAAUUUGAAUCUUCAACACCAACCACAGUGAAAUUUUCGAUUCCACGGUUUCACAUUCUUUGAUGUAAAAAAAAAAUUCUUUGGUUUUGAAUUGUUUAACAUUCUUAUGCAUAUUAUGACAACCUGUAAAGUUCUUAGCAUGUUGUGUACAGCAAGUACUUAGGACUAAGUAUACAUACUAUGAUACUAGGAUGUGUAAGUAAGAAAAAAAACAGCAACUUGUUAUUCUAUCAUUUUUGGUGUGUUGAUAAUACUCAUGUAACGUUGUUUAUUGUUUGCUACAAUUCAAAUUCAAUUGUCAAA